AGGACAACACGGACAGACUCAACAGAGCUCUGCGCUUUGAGAAUGUGACACAUUCAAACUGUGGGUUUACACAACACCACGUCGCAUAUAUUUGGGUUAAGUAUACCGAAAUGCUUGGUCUUAUUCCCAAGACUGCAUUUUGAGAUUCAUUUGACCGGGAAAUUCAUUCAGGUAGAUCAGAAAUGUCUCUGCAGCAAAGAGUGGUUCAACUGUCAUCCGAGUCGCUCGCUGUAGUUCUGAGCCGGGACGAGGACACCAAACACAGCGCGACCAGCGCCAGCGGCCAGGACGUGUUUGCGGAUUUUAAAGCGCAGAAUUCGCGUAGCUUCUGGAAUCAGAGACUCGUGAAAGCGGUGGUUGAAGUGUAUUUCCGGGGAUGGCUGGAGAACUACGUGCUUGUCGUCCAGGGUAAUGCCAAUAACUUGGAAGUGCUCAGGGAAGCUUGGAUGCGCAGGGCUCUGAGGUCACCGAAAGGAUACAUCAUCAAAGCAGUGGGUGAUCUGUCUCCUGUGCAGAUGUCACCAAUUUCCCAGUCACAGUUCAUCCCACUGUCUGAAAUAUUGUGCUCUGUUAUAUCGGACAUGAAUGCUACCCAUGUGGUUGUAAACCAGGAAGCAUUGAUCAACCACAUGAUGAAAGCACACCCAGGAAUGACCAUUCCCACACAAGAUAUCCUGUAUAAUGCACUGGGAACUCUAAUUAAGGAGAGGAAGAUCUAUCACACUGGCGAGGGCUACUUUGUUGUCACUCCUCAAACAUACUUCAUCACCAACAAUAUGGUGAAAGAGAGGAAUUGGUGGAUUACCGGUGACAAUGGCCUGCCAUCACCACCUCCCAUCACAUACCUGGUGAGCAAUGAGAGUUGCAUGGAGACCUCAACUGAGGUGCCUGUCAUGGCCCACUGUAGAUCCUGCAGCUGCUUCACCCCUCAAUCCAAUGUACCGCCAUCUAUCCAGGACCAUCAAUCUAUCAGCAUAAGUGAGUGCACUGGUAAAAGCCUCAAGUGGCUGAAAGAACACAAGUCCUCUGUUCAGCACCAGUCAACCUCUACAGCAGCAGACCAGGCCAGUGAGAUCAGCAAAUCCACCACCACCAGCCGAAAGGACAAGGAGAAAGCUGGCCGCAAAUUUGGACUUAACCUAUUUCGACGAAACACAGGGAAGAAGGAGAACAAGCUUAAAAAGGAAUAUGCAACAUUCUCUGGCCAAUUCCCACCUGAGGAAUGGCCUGUCAGGGAUGAGGAUGACUUGAAUAACCUCCCCAGGGAUCUAGAACAUGCCAUCAUCAAACGGAUCAACCCAGAGCUGACCGUGGGCAAUCUAGUAAAACACACAGUUCUAAUGAUGAAGCUUGAGGAGAAAGCUGAGAGAGGCACAGAGAAAGCUGUGGACAGGGGGAUUUCCACAGAAGCCCUUGUAUCUAAGCAGAGGUACCACACCUCAAAGGUUGGGGGUAAGAAAUCUGUCCCUAGAGCUACUCGCAGCAAGAGAAGAGGCCAUUCAUCCAAAGAGAAACAUAGAGCAAAGAGAAAGACUCUACCUUGUGCUGAAGAUGUAGAGGCAGGUGAUCACAUUAUGUCAUGCCUACGACCAGAGACUGGUUUGGAUGAACCUGACAACCAAGAAGAAGGUAUCAUUUUGAAUCCAAAAUGUGUCUACAAGAAACGAAUAGAGAACCCAUUUAUAGGUUUGCCAGGAAGAGACAUGGAACCAAACAUUGUUCAUAAAGAACAAAGAAGGAGAGAAGCCAAGAAUCCAAUCACCAGACAUCGUGAAAAAACAGGUCACAGGUCAAAGUCCUGGGAUCCUCACCAGGCCAAAGCAAUCACUCACUGUGUGGAAGAAUCUCACACGUUGAUGGACACACCCUGCAUACAGCUCCAUGAAAGAGCACUUACUGUGGACUCCACCCUGGAUGCUAAACCAGUUAAAGAGCUUUGUGGAGAUUACGGCUCUGUCUACCCUGAGAGUAGCACAUUGAGGAUAGAGGACAAAAUUAAGCUAAGAGAGAAUAAAUUCAGAAGCAGAGAGUUUAGAAAUGGCAGAGGAAGGGAAAGUAAACAUAAUGCUUUUCAGGAUGGUGAUUUGAGAAAUGUUUCUGACCAAAAGAACAAUUUGGAUCAUCCCACACCUUCAUGUGAUGUAACAGAAGUACCCCUCUCAUGGCCCAAACCUACAAUUCAGCGUAGACUUUCACUCCAUCUAUUUAACAGUAAGGAAGAGUCUCAUCACAGUCCUGAUCUGUUGUCCUCACACCAGCAAGAUAGCAACAUGAAAAUUAGCCAGCAACUAUCAGAUGAUCAGACCUUACACAGAAACACAAGCCAGACUGAAAGUGAUGUGUACACUGAUGAUGAACAUGGCAUUUAUCAGAAGCUAGAGGAGGAUGAGGACAGCUGCAGCUCCCUCUGCCUGAAUGAAGAGUGUGUGCUUGACUGUAAGCUAUCACAAACUGGUACAGCUCACUGCCGUGAGCCUGUCUGUCUUGAUGGAGACUGGGAUGGCAAUUUCAUCAAGGAACAUGGAUUCACUGCUCAUUACGAAAUCACCAGAGCCACACGAAGAGAGCAUGAAUAUAGGUUGCAGUCUUCUUAUCAGCGGUCUUUGCCCCUCCUUCAGAAAGUUGCCAGUCCUGGACAAGAAGCCCAGGGUCUGGGGGAAAGACUAUAUAAAAACAGUCUUGUAAAUGCUGAACCCAAUGAAGCCCUGGAAAGCAGCAUUUUUGUCUACUCCCAGACAAGUGAAGUGGACUCAGAUGCUGAGACCAUACAGAAGUCUGCAGAUGAAGCUGAUGGCAAAUCAAGUCACUGGCUAUGUCGCCCUGAAUUAAAUGACUGCCACCAGAACACAUUAGAGACAUCAGAAGAUGUUGGCAACAUCCACAAUGCAAGUUUAAAUGGCCCUGCAGGGGCCUGCGCAGGAGAAACUGCAGAAAGUCAAAGUAACACAGCAGAUAGUGGAAUUGACUCUCCAAGGACACACAUCAGUUUAAUCUCCAGUAAUUCAGCCAUAAUUAAAGGACUAAAGCAUCGUGCUUUCCUGCAGAACCUUGAAAAGCUCCACUCCAAGAGUAACGGCAUUCGUCCUCAGAAUUCUCUGCUCAAACUUACACCUGUCAUGAAUGUUUAAACAAAUUAAAAAUAUCUCUGCAUCUGGGCACCGUUCGAUGAUGUAAAUAAUUUAUAUAACUCCCUCCAACAAAUGUAAAUAUAUUUCCUCAAAUAUACUAAAAAUGUAUUUAGGUAUUAUAUAUUCUUGCUACAUUACAGUUUUAUAUUUUAACCAAUAAUAUUUUUACUGUCUUUUUCUGUACAUUGAUCCUUGACUGUUUAGAGAUAAAAUCUGAACAUUAUCAUUUACAUUGUAGAUGCAUGUACAAAUGAUAUG
Molecule: messenger RNA, 3386 nt
Organism: Xyrauchen texanus (razorback sucker)
Lineage: Eukaryota; Metazoa; Chordata; Actinopteri; Cypriniformes; Catostomidae
Product: storkhead-box protein 1-like
Exons: 4
Coding region: 183-3128 (981 amino acids)
Biological process (GO): positive regulation of transcription by RNA polymerase II
Cellular component (GO): cytoplasm; nucleus
Molecular function (GO): RNA polymerase II transcription regulatory region sequence-specific DNA binding; DNA-binding transcription activator activity, RNA polymerase II-specific
Source: RefSeq, a predicted model, not a curated record